Messenger RNA from Homarus americanus (American lobster), 4254 nucleotides. RefSeq names its product exportin-T-like. The transcript is spliced from 20 exons. Bases 197 to 3133 code for a protein of 978 amino acids. Gene Ontology annotation, cellular component: cytoplasm; nuclear pore; nuclear matrix. The record is from RefSeq and is a predicted model, not a curated record. Gene Ontology annotation, molecular function: small GTPase binding; tRNA binding. Lineage: Eukaryota; Metazoa; Arthropoda; Malacostraca; Decapoda; Nephropidae. Gene Ontology annotation, biological process: tRNA re-export from nucleus.
CCAACUUCACCAAGUGACAACAUGGAAAAGCGGCAGCGCCUCGUGUGGUUGUUAUAGCCCUCUAAAAUGACUUCUUGACACACCUCAAGAAAGAUUACCGCAACUUUUAUUAGAUUGUGGCGCUAUAACUACCCGUGAGGUCUGUGAGGAGGUGGGCUCAGUUGGACAUAACCCUUGUGCUGGCCUCUUAAGGACCAUGGAUGCCCAGAUGCUUCAAGGGCUUUGGGCUCCAGAUAACCAACAGCAACACACAAGGGCCCUUGACUAUCUACAACAAUUGCGUGAAAGCUCAGACGGCUGGCAGCUGUGUGGCGCGACACUUACAUCUGGUGGUUCUUCCCUCGAUGAGAAAGUCAAGUUUGUAUGCUUGCAGGUUCUUGAGCAUUAUGCCCGCACUCGCUACAUGAAUUCUAUUCCUGAAGAACAGACUCUCUUCAGGCAACAUCUUUCACAAUGGAUGACAACUCUCUGCAUGACCAGUGAGCCUGAAAAAGUAUUUAUCCAGAAUAAAACGGCUCAGUUAUUGUCGUUGAUGUUUGUGGUGGAUUACCCUUCUCGUUGGCCAACAUUCAUAGCUGACCUUUUGUCCAUGCUUCAACUGGGAUCACAUGCUGUUGAUCUGUACCUAAGGAUACUUCUUGCCAUUGAUGGCGAGGUUGUUGAUCGAGAAAUUAUACAUAGUCAAGCAGAAACUGAUCGUAAUAGCAGGAUUAAGGAUACCAUGAGAGAACACUGUGUUGUUGAUUUGACAAAUUCCUGGUAUGACAUUUUAGUUAAGUAUGACAAAUCUCACCCGGAGCUGGUGUGUCAAUGCCAUGACGUGAUUGGUGCCUACAUCGCCUGGAUUGAUAUAUCGCUGAUUGCAAAUGACAGAUUUGUGUGUAAACUGGUGGAUCACCUUAAGGAGGCUCUAAUUCGGGAAGCUGCUGCUGACUGUAUCCAUGAAAUCAUCACAAAAGGCAUGGACCCUGUCACCAAAACCCAACUUAUAGAGUCUUUUGUCACAGUGUUGGAUCAAGCAGGUGUCUUAAAACCAGUAGAUGAUGACGACUCCGACUUCCUUGUUAAGCUUGCUCGACUCAUCAAUGGGAUUGGAGUUCAGCUCAUUCUGGCGUGGCAGAAAUUAGAAAAAAAAGACAAUACCAAAAGGGAAAUGGUACGACUAGCUGUAGAAAACAAAGUUACACUGCUCCUAACUUUUAUGGCCAGUGAUUAUGAUGAUAUAUCUGCAGCAGUGUUUGACUUUGCUCGGGAUUACAUCCAGUUGAUUAAGCAAAUUGGUCACAUUACAAAUGUAGAACGUGGUCUGCUUGAAAACAUGCUGUAUGUAGUCAUCACCAAGACAAAAUAUGAUGAAUCUUACAACUUUGAACAGGCUGGAGAAGAUGAAGCUAUGUUUGAUGAUUACCGAAAGAAGCUUAAAGUUGUUUUUGAUAAUCUAGCUGCACUGAUACCUGAACUUGUGUUAAAAGUAAGCAAGGAAUAUGUAGUGACGACAUUAAAUCGAUGGCAGGCAUCAUCUUAUGAGGAUGUGGAGGCAGCAGUGUCACUACUGUAUAACCUUGGUGAAGCUUUACCUGCUUCUCAUGGCAACCACUUCUCUGGGCCCAGCCAGGUGGGUGACCCAGCUGCUCUUCAGGAACAUAUGUCGCAGGUAAAAACAUCUACAAUGCAGGAAAUGAUGCGCUUGCUUGUAACAUCAGGAGUAUCGGGUCAUAACCAUCCAGCUGUUUCACUUCAGUUUUUUGAGUGCGUGGCACGCUAUGAAAAGUUCUUCUCGUGUGAACCUCAAUACAUCCCAGGGAUUCUGGCAGCUUUCCUGGACCACCGUGGCAUGAGGAAUCGGCUUCCAAGAGUUCGAAGCAGAACAAGUUAUUUGUUUUCUCGCAUGGUACGCUGUCUCAAAAACCAUAUUGUUGGUUAUACUGAAGAUAUUCUAAGUCAGUUAACAGAACUUUUGGUGAUGGCUCCUCCCAAUAAUGGUCAAAUAACACCCUUGCUAACAAAUGACGAUCAGUUGUAUGUGUUUGAAGCUGCUGCAAUGCUAAUUAUAUCUGGAAAUACUGAAGCACAAAGAAAGGAAAUACUGAUGAGAAACCUCCUGUCACCAGUCUUUGCCAAAGUUACCUGCCUGGCAGAGAGACUAGCUCAAGAGCAGGAUCCUGUUAGACAGAUGAGUAUUGCUAAAAGUAUCUGUCAUGCAACAUCAGUGACAGCACGGACUUCAAAGGCAUUUUCAAAUCAGAACACCAUUCAAGCAUGUGGUUGUGUACAGAUGUACUUGGAUGCCCUGCAGCUGUUCAUUACCUGUCUUAAUGUUGGAAUGGAGCGAGAAAUGGUGGGAUCUGGUGUGCGGCAGUUGAUGCACAGACUGGUGGUUUGCCUGGAUGGAGGAAGCUUACUGCCCUUGUUACCAGUUGCUUCUCAAGCUCUUCUUCACACACCCUCACCAACAGUCCUUACAGAAUAUCUUCCCCUCAUCAAUCAGAUCAUCACCAAGUUUCAAAAGGAUAUCAGUCCUUUCCUGCAAAGUAUAUUUGUUCCCCUGGUAUCUGCCAUCUUCACAGCUCUAUCAGAACCUCUUGAGGAAAAUGAUGAGGAAGAGAGGAGAACAAGAAGACUACUUCAGCGGAACUAUUAUCUUUUUCUAACCACUAUUGUAUCAAAUAAUCUGUUGGAUGUCAUGGCUUCUUUAGACUCGAAUAUUUUACAACAGGUCCUGAUGUCUGUAGUGCAAGGUGCAGUGGAGUUUCCUGACCCAGUUGCUCAAAAGAAUUGCUUUGUGAUCUUACGGCGUUUGACAGAAGCCUGGGGUGUGAAAGAUGUUGGUCCCCCUGGCUUUGUUGAAUUUCUUUAUACACAGGUUGUCCCAGCGUGUUUCCUGGCACCUCUGAAGACUACCUUUGACCUAAAUGAUGCACAGACUAUCUUGGCUCUACAUGAGUCAGUUAUGUGUCUGCAGUCUGUAUAUAAAAAACGGGGGGAGGAAUUACUUUCAUAUUUGCGCUCAGAAUACUUACCGAAGAUAGAACUUUCACCACAAUUAAUUAAUGAGUAUUGUCAGGCCCUUACAUCUGAAGCAAAGUUCUUUAGAAAUUAUAGUAAAUUAUUCUUUCAGCGAGCAAAGUCAUGAAAUGUGGACAUAAACUCAAAUUUGGCACGUGUGUAGUUUUGUUUUGGUGUUUUAACUUGUGUAUCAGUCAAAUUUUCACUAUGAACUGUAUCCACAUUAUUGUAAAUAGCAAUAGUUAUUGCUAAAAUUAUAUUUCUAGUCAUAUCUGCUGAAACCCAGUAGUAGAUGGCUAUAAUAUCCUAAGUGAUUUAUAUCAAUGGUCUUUUUUAUUUGUAUAAAUAAAAUUGAAAGAUUUCAUGGUUGAACAUAAUGAUCAGUACACAGUUGGGUCUACUUUGUGUCUUGUUUCUCGUCAUUUUGCAGUAACUUUAAAUUUUGUAUUGUUUUUAACUUAUCGUUAAUGCAAAAAGGUGCUAUAGUGAGGCCUGGAAUCAGUAUAGAAAAAUCAUUUACAAGUAGCCAUGAUUAUUCAAAUACAGUAGAGCCAUCCUCUUCCCAGAAUUACAAUUUUUAAGGUUUGAUGUGAAGGGAUUUUACCUGGAAUGCUUGUGAACAUUCUAACGGGUUUUGCAUUGAUAUUUGCAUGUAAUCCAAGUAGGCCCCCUCAAUAACAAAAAGUGGCAAGUGAUGAAUGAAAGUCUUAUUCUGUCUUGUAUGUGUACAAUUGUAUUGCCUCAUUGGUUACAAUUAUUUAAAUUUUAUUGGAAUUGAGCAUUACAGUAUUUAGUACAGUACCCAUUGUUUUAAAGAUUGUAGUUUAAUUACAGAUACUCCUCUAUUUACUCAAAAAAUAUUCCCAAUGAAGAUCAGACAAUCACAUGACAACAGACCACAUGUGACUGAGAUUGAAUUGGUGUGGGUUAAACUCACAGCACAGUGAAGGUUACGGUGCAGCUUAGUGUGCAUGACGUACUGUAUAAAAAUAUUCAAUAACAUUAAAAAAAAAAAUUAAAACAAAUGUACAGUUAUAGAGGAUUACCUGUAGUUUAAAUUUUUUUGUGCUCCCGUCCCCUUUAUUUUUGUUUAAUGCAGUGUAUGAAAAUUUAUUUUAAACAUAACAUACCGUAUAUACUCGUCUAUAACCCCCCCCUCAUUUAUAGGUCGACCCUGAUUUUUUUACCAAGAAAUCGUUAAUUUAUGAUAUUCCUUGUUUAUAGGUCGACCCACAUUUUUUAGGGUAA